AUGGACUAUAAUCCGCGCAUGAGCAUGGCUCCUCGCAGCUCUCAGCAGCCCACCCAGCAGAAGCAGAAGAAAGAGGAUGACGGCGAUGCAUUCAUGGUGCUGCCCGACAAAGAGAUCGCCGGAUGUAUAAGUGAUAUCGGCAUCAACUUCAGCGUCGAAGACCUCCGCAAACCGAACCCCCAGCUCAUCCAGAAAGUCUUCGAAUGGUUUGCCGAACUCCUCACCAACACAACCCGCGAGGUGGUCGCGCCGGCGAUGCGCGCUGCGGCGGAGGACAUGUGCGGCGACGAUGCAGACCGAAUCUUCACAUCAGACACACGCGAGCUCAUGGGGUUCUUCAUCACAAUGCGCAAGCUGCUGAUGGAGUGCGGGAUCAAGGACUUCACGUUCAGCGACAUGUACCGACCGACGCAUCCCCGGCUCGUCAAGAUUUUCAGCUACAUUAUCAACUUCAUUCGGUUUCGGGAGAGUCAGACGAAUGUAAUUGAUGAGCAUUAUAAUAGCUCGGAGAAGACGAAGAAUACGAUUGAGCAGUUGUAUCUGGCGAAUCAGGAGAAGGAAGAGCAGGUACAGGAGAUGGAGCGCAAUGCGAAGAAUGUCGAACAUGCGAUGAAGGAUAAAGAGCGACGGAAUCAAGAACUGAAAACACGGCUGCUUGAGUUGAAGAAGGCUCAAGAACGCGUAACAGAAAAGCUGGAACGCGUCAAAGGCGAGCAAUCCCGGCUGAAGUCCGUCCUGGAAGACAAAACAAGCGCAGUCAUGAACAUGCGCAGCGAAGCCAACAAGCUCCGUCCAUACACUGAGCAGUCCCCGGCAGCUCUGGAACAGUCACUCCGGGAUCUCUCGUCCAACCUUUCCGCCGACAAGAACGAAAUCGACCGCCUCGACCGAAGAUCCCGCGCCCUCCAAACCUCCCUCGACACAUUCACCCUCCUCCAAUCAGACAUCUCCUCGUUAUCACGACUCCUCUCCGAUCUCCACAACGAAAUCCUCAAAGGGGACGAAGAAUCCCGAUCCGCGGCCAAGAAUCGAGAAGCACUGACGGAGAAAUCCAACAACGUUCGAGAAGUGGAGCGGCAGGAGAAGAUGCUGAGGAAGCAGCUGCAGCAAUGGCAGGACCGCACCGAGAAACUGCGACGAGAUGCGGAGACGAGGGCGGCGAACGCGAAGGCGAAGAUGGAAGCUUUGCGGGCGACGCAUCGAGAGCUCACGGCGGAGAGGAGGGAGAGGGGCGAGGAGGUGGAGAAGAGGAGAGUGAGGAUUGAGCAGACGGAGAAGAAGAUGGCCGAUCUGAAGGAGCAGAUCGAGCAUGAAGUGCAGAGCGCCAGGGAGGAGUAUAUGAAGAUGGAGAGCCAUAUUCGGCUGUACAUCACCGAGAUGGAGCAGAGCAUUUGA
Molecule: messenger RNA, 1395 nt
Organism: Zasmidium cellare ATCC 36951
Lineage: Eukaryota; Fungi; Ascomycota; Dothideomycetes; Mycosphaerellales; Mycosphaerellaceae
Exons: 3
Coding region: 1-1395 (464 amino acids)
Biological process (GO): kinetochore organization; mitotic spindle organization; meiotic chromosome segregation
Cellular component (GO): kinetochore; Ndc80 complex
Molecular function (GO): protein-containing complex binding
Source: RefSeq, a predicted model, not a curated record